Molecule: messenger RNA, 6452 nt
Organism: Prunus persica (peach)
Lineage: Eukaryota; Viridiplantae; Streptophyta; Magnoliopsida; Rosales; Rosaceae
Product: histone acetyltransferase HAC1
Exons: 17
Coding region: 667-5886 (1739 amino acids)
Biological process (GO): positive regulation of transcription by RNA polymerase II
Cellular component (GO): transcription regulator complex; histone acetyltransferase complex
Molecular function (GO): transcription coactivator activity; histone acetyltransferase activity; zinc ion binding
Source: RefSeq, a predicted model, not a curated record
AACUCCCAUCUUCUCUCUCUUUAUCUUUAUCUAUCUGCGGUCUCUUGUCGUCCCUGUUUGUGUCAUUAAUUUAUUUUCGCCUUCAAUUAUUUUUGGGUGCUUACUUCGCACUGCGUGUAGUAAAUAAAAUAACCAAAAAAAAAAAAAAAAAAAAACCAUUUCGCAAUUAAACUCAUAAACAAAUUAAAAAAAAAAAAAAUCAUAUUUCAAUUAUAAUUUGGCAGCAAAUUAAUCCCAAAUUGAGCAAUUGAGAUUUGAGCCCCAAAACCCAAGCCCGAAAAAAUUCGACUUCUCUCGCUGACCCCUGCUGUCUUCAUCUUCUUCCUCUUUCUUCGUCUUCGAUUUCGACCCCUUUUUGUGCUUCGUGUCAAUUCGCACGUGUGUAGAUAAAUUUGGGGACGGUGAGAACCGACCUUCUCUCUCUUCGUUGUUCUCUCUCUGCUACUCGCAAUCGCCGAUCGUCGUCGCCGUCUCGCAUACUGGUUGUACUUUUUCAAAGCCCUCUAGCAAUUCGGAGCUCCGAUCGCUGCUGCUCUUCGUUGUACCUUCAGUGUGGAGGGAGUUUAUUAUGGCUAAAGCAUGAGUAGGCCGUGCAGUUCAAAAGUUUUGGUUUUUAAGUUAUGCGUUACUUGGUAGUUAGAGUCAGCGUGGGGAAGGAUAAAGGAGAUGAAUGUGCAGACACACAUGUCAGGACAGAUAUCUGGGCAGGUGCCCAAUCAGGCAGGCACUCAGAUGCCUGUGCUGCCCCAACAUAAUGGAAAUUCCCUUCCUCCCCAAAUGCAAAACUUAGGUGGGCCUGCUCGUGCUAUGUCUAACAUGGAUCCUGAGAUUCCCACAUUACGUUCAAUUAUGCAAGAAAAGAUCUGUCAAAUUAUACAGCAGCGGCAACAUCCCCAGCCAAUGAGUGACACAAAGUUUAGGGAGUUUGUUAAAAAAUUGGAAGAGGGUUUGUUGCGAAAUGCUCAAACAAAGGAUGACUAUAUGAACAUGGAAACGUUGGAGAGUCGUUUGCAAAAUUUGAUGAAACCACCCCAAAACCAGAGCCAACAGUAUCAACAGCUUGUUAAUUCUUCCUCUCCUAUUGGUACAAUGAUACCGACCCCUGGUAUGUCACACAAUGGGAACUCAAAUAUGAUGGUUAGUUCUUCUGUGGAUGCUUCUAUGAACACUACAAGAGGAAGUACUAGCAUUGCACCUACUACAGUCAACACAGGGAACCUGUUGCCUGCUGGCCCCUUACCUGGCGGUUCAUUCAAUAGAUCUGACGGUUCUAUGUCUAAUGGAUAUCAGCAAUCUCCUGCCAGUUUCUCCAUUGGUACUGGAGGAAACAUGUCAUCAAUGGGUGUGCAAAGAAUUACUAGCCAAAUGAUUCCUACUCCUGGGUUUAAUAGCAGUAGUAAUCAGUCUUACAUGAAUUUGGAAUCUUCAAAUAAUGGGGGUGGGUUCUCUACUGUUGAUUCUUCAAUGGUAACACAGCCACAACAGCAAAAGCAGCAUAUUGGUGGUCAAAAUAGCCGUAUACUUCAUAAUGUUGGCAGCCAAAUGGGCAGUGGAAUAAGGUCUGGCAUGCAGCAGAAACCUUAUGGGUUGCCAAAUGGGGCUCUAAAUGGUGGGUUGGGAUUGAUUGGGAACAAUUUACCACUGGUUAAUGAAUCUGGCACUUCUGAGGGCUAUAUGGCAUUAACACCUUAUGCUAACUCUUCCAAACCAUCACAACACUUUGAUCAACAUCAGCGGCCUAUAAUGCAAGGUGAUAGCUAUGGAAUGAGUAAUGCUGAUUCAUUUGGGCCUGGAAACUACUAUGGUGCUGCAACGCCUGUUGGGUCAAUGUUAAAUGCUCAGAAUUUGAAUUCAGUCAGCUCAACAGCUAUAUCCAAGACCAACCCUCCCCUUAUAAGUAAUCAGUCGAAUAUGCACGGUGCACAACAAAGUGUACAUGUGAAGCCUCAACAACUUGAUCAGUUAGAAAAGAUAAAUUUCCAAACUCCUCUAUCUUCAAGAGAGAAUAUCCUCCAUUCUCAUCAACAGCAACAAUUUCAACAUCAACCUAAUCAGUUUCAACAGCAGCAGCAAUUAGUUCACCAGCAACGUCAACAGAAGCAGCAGAAUCCGCAGCGCCAGCAGAUGUUAAACAAUGAUGCUUUUGGUCAGUCUCAAAUGACAUCUGAUCUCAGCAGUGCAAAGCGUGAUAUGGACCACCAUAAUGAAGCUAUGCACCAACAAGCUACAGAACCGUUUCGAUUAUCGGAGAUGCAUAACCAAUUCCAUCAGCACUCUGUUGAAGAUCGUUUGAGGAAUGCUCAGCAUAUCCCAUCCGGUCAACAUGAUAUCUCCUCUUCAUUGUCUCAAACUUCUCAGCAAAUGCAACAAAUAUUGCAGCCCCACCAAUUGGUUGCAGAGUCUCAAAAUGAUUUCAGAUCUCUCUCUGUUGGAGCUCAAUCAGAACCAGUACUGCAAGGUCAAUGGCAUCCUCAAUUGCAAGAUGGGAGUCACAGACAGGCCAACAUGUCCCAUGAGCAGCAUGUCCAUGAAGAUUUCCGUCAGAGGAUAUCUGGGCAAGAUGAAGCUCAGUGUAAUAAUUCAUCUUCAGAAGGACCUAAUGUUGUUCAAAAUAUGGGGUCUAGAAGCAUAUCUCGUCCCCCCAAUUCAUCGAGUGCUGCUUCUAGAUCUGGUUAUGUCAAUCGAGAUAAAUGGUUUCUAAAUCAACAGAGAUGGCUUCUGUUAAUGCUCCAUGCUCGUUGUUGUACAGCCCCUGAAGGGAAAUGUCGAGAAGCUCGUUGUGUAAUUGUUCAAAAAUUGGUGCAGCACAUGAAGUCCUGCGAAUCUUCUCAAUGCACAUAUAGUCGUUGUCGUAUUUCAAAGUUAUUGGUUCUACAUAGCCAGACUUGCAAAAGCAAAAAAGCUUGCCCCGUUUGUGGCCCUGUGUUGAAUUAUCUGAAUAAGGAAAAGAACCGUCGAGUUUCUGAUUCCGGUUUGCAGAACUCAAUAAAUGGAUCCGGUAAAGUCUAUGAUAGUGGGGACACUUCUGCUAGAUUGGUUUUGAAGACGGCUCCGGUUGUUGAAACUUCUGAGGAUCGGCAACCUUCUAUGAAACGCAUGAAAAUAGAGCAGUCCUCUCAAUCUGUUGUUCCUGAUAGUGUUAGUGUUAGUUCUGCAGUAAAAGUUUCUGCCAUUAGCGAACCCCAUGUAUCUGAGGAUAUACAGAUUCACGAUUACCAACAUAGUGAGAUUUCUAUGCCAGUUAAAUCCGAGUUUGCAGAAGUGAAAAUGGAAAUUCCUGUAAGUUCUGGGCAAGGGAGUCUUGAUGAGAUGAAGGAUAGUGUUGAUGAUAACUGCAAUUCAAGGCAUGAUGGUGAAGCUGUUUCAUAUAAUGAGCCUGCUGUUUUAGCGAGACAAGAAAACAUCAAACUUGAGAAAGAAACUGAUCCAGCUAAACAAGAAAAUGUUGCCCAGCCUGUGGAAAAUGCAGCUGCAACCAAGUCUGGGAAGCCUAAAAUAAAGGGGGUGUCAAUGACUGAACUUUUCACUCCGGAGCAAGUAAGGGCGCACAUUACAGGUCUCAGGCAGUGGGUUGGCCAGAGCAAAGCGAAGGCAGAGAAAAAUCAAGCAAUGGAGAAUUCAAUGAGUGAGAACUCCUGUCAGUUGUGUGCAGUUGAGAAGCUUACCUUUGAGCCACCACCAAUAUAUUGCACACCUUGUGGCGCUCGUAUCAAGCGCAACGCGAUGUAUUAUACUAUGGGGGCUGGUGACACACGACAUUAUUUCUGUAUUCCAUGCUAUAACGAGGCUCGUGGAGACACUAUAGUUGUUGAUGGGACUGCGAUUCCAAAGGCAAGGCUGGAGAAGAAGAAAAAUGAUGAGGAGACUGAAGAAUGGUGGGUCCAAUGUGACAAAUGCGAAGCUUGGCAACACCAGAUUUGUGCUUUGUUUAAUGGCCGAAGAAAUGAUGGUGGGCAAGCUGAAUACACUUGCCCUAAUUGCUAUAUACAAGAGGUUGAGAGGGGAGAGCGUAAGCCUUUACCACAGAGUGCUGUUCUGGGGGCCAAAGAUUUACCGAGGACAAUACUGAGUGACCAUAUAGAGCAACGGUUAUUUAAGAAACUGAAGGUGGAAAGACAAGAGAGGGCGAGGCAGCAAGGAAAAAGUUAUGAUGAGGUUCCUGGGGCAGAAUCACUUGUAAUUAGAGUUGUUUCAUCAGUUGACAAAAAAUUGGAAGUGAAGCAGCGGUUUCUUGAAAUUUUUCAGGAAGAAAAUUAUCCUACAGAGUUCCCAUAUAAAUCUAAGGUUGUAUUAUUGUUUCAGAAAAUUGAAGGUGUAGAAGUAUGCCUAUUUGGCAUGUAUGUUCAAGAAUUUGGAGCUGAAUGUCAAUUUCCAAAUCAGCGCCGUGUAUAUCUAUCGUAUUUGGAUUCUGUUAAGUAUUUCAGGCCCGAAGUUAAAGCGGUGACGGGAGAAGCUCUCCGCACAUUUGUUUACCAUGAAAUUCUUAUUGGAUACCUUGAAUAUUGCAAGAAACGAGGGUUUACAAGCUGCUACAUAUGGGCUUGUCCUCCUUUGAAGGGUGAAGAUUAUAUUUUAUAUUGUCAUCCGGAAAUUCAGAAAACACCAAAAUCAGAUAAGCUUCGUGAAUGGUAUUUGGCAAUGCUCAGGAAAGCUGCCAAGGAAAGCAUUGUUGUUGAACUCACUAAUCUAUAUGAUCAUUUCUUUGUUACUACUGCUGAAUGCAAGGCUAAAGUCACUGCAGCUAGGCUGCCUUAUUUUGAUGGUGACUACUGGCCUGGUGCAGCUGAGGAUCUGAUUUAUCAGAUGCGUCAAGAAGAGGAUGGGAGAAAACAGAAUAAGAAAGGAACAACCAAAAAGACUAUAACAAAAAGGGCUUUAAAAGCGUCUGGUCAGACUGAUCUUUCUGGUAACGCGUCAAAGGAUCUGCUACUAAUGCACAAACUUGGUGAAACCAUUUGCCCGAUGAAGGAAGAUUUCAUCAUGGUUCAUUUGCAGUAUGCGUGCUCUCACUGUUGUAUACUAAUGGUAUCAGGAAACCGUUGGUCCUGCACCCAAUGCAAAAAUUUUCAGCUUUGUGAUAAGUGUUAUGAAGCAGAGCAAAAGCGGGAAGAAAGAGACAGGCACCCUUCCAAUCAGAGGGAAAAACAUGAAUUGCGUCCUUUUGACAUUACUGAUGUACCUGCUGACACAAAGGACAAAGACGAGAUUCUUGAGAGUGAAUUCUUUGACACCAGACAGGCAUUUCUCAGUCUUUGUCAAGGGAAUCAUUAUCAGUAUGAUACUCUACGGCGGGCUAAACAUUCCUCUAUGAUGGUCCUUUACCAUCUUCAUAACCCAACUGCUCCUGCAUUUGUGACAACAUGCAAUAUAUGUCAUCUCGACAUUGAAACAGGUCAAGGUUGGCGUUGUGAAGUUUGCCCUGAAUAUGAUGUAUGCAACAAUUGUUAUCAGAAGGAAGGAGGUGUAGAUCAUCAUCAUAAAUUGACAAAUCAUCCAUCCAUAGCUGAUCGUGAUGCACAAAACAAAGAAGCUAGGCAAAUGCGAGUUUUACAGCUUAGGAAAAUGCUUGAUCUUCUGGUGCACGCAUCACAAUGUCGUUCAGCACAAUGUCAGUACCCCAAUUGUCGUAAGGUGAAGGGGCUUUUCCGCCAUGGAAUUCAAUGCAAAGUCCGGGCAUCUGGAGGAUGUGUUCUCUGUAAGAAAAUGUGGUAUCUCCUUCAACUUCAUGCUCGAGCUUGCAAAGAAUCCGAGUGCCAUGUGCCACGCUGCAGAGAUUUAAAGGAACAUUUGAGGAGGCUGCAGCAGCAGUCUGAUUCACGAAGAAGAGCUGCUGUUAUGGAGAUGAUGAGACAGAGAGCUGCCGAGCUACACAACAAUACUGGGUGACCAAAUUGUAAAUAUAGAAAUGGAUGUUUUGGAGAAAGAGAACCUUAGGACAGGGCAAUGGUUUUCUUGUGCUCCGCAAACACACUACCGGGAACCAGGCGGUGGCAGAAAAAGUGGGGUGCUUAUAUGGUUAGAAGGCGAUAAGCAUUACAGUACGGUAUAUGGUUUAAAUUCACUUUUUAGGGAACAAUUUUUUUGUUUCUUAUCUCCAUGACUGAACUCUCCCUAAGAGGAAGACAGGUGAAGUUCAUCAACCAGAGCUUGCCCUCUUCAACAGCUGCUAACCAUGCCUCCAAUGUGAGCGUGCAGAUGUGUGGCCCGAUUGGUGAUUCUUUGAUUUUAUCCUCUUUGUAAUCUGUCAAAUGCCAUUUGUUAACUGGCAAAUGUACUAUAAUUGUUCUGAUCUAUCUUAAAUGGUUUCUUACAAAGAAAUGCGGGAGGGAAGUUAGUUUCAGAUCCUUGUUUUUGUCCCUUUUCUCCCUUUUAGUAUAUUAUUGACCCUUUUUGUAGAUUGUGUUCUUGUUAAUGGAAGAAAUAAGUAGCUUCUUCAAUACUGUUUCAGUUCA